Messenger RNA from Styela clava, 2023 nucleotides. RefSeq names its product kallikrein-1-like. Gene Ontology annotation, molecular function: calcium ion binding; serine-type endopeptidase activity. The record is from RefSeq and is a predicted model, not a curated record. Gene Ontology annotation, biological process: proteolysis. Lineage: Eukaryota; Metazoa; Chordata; Ascidiacea; Stolidobranchia; Styelidae.
GGGUUCACGAGAAGAUUUCCAGAGGUACUUGGAAGGCAGUCGAGUUUUUGUGUGUUGUUGUUUUUAUUAUCCUUUAUUACAACCAAAGGAAAAAGCAUGUCAAUUGAAACGUAGAUUUCCACUGAUCUUGCGUUAUUGUGAUUGUGACGCAACAAUGUGGAAUUCACGGCUUUGUAGGAAAACUGAAAUCUCUAAGACAGCGUGCAACGAGCAUUAGAGAAAGUGAUCUUGCUUAUUAAAACUUGGAACGAUUUUGAGAAUUCAUUAGUUAGGCAGACGACAAGGGCAAUAUUAUCAACGCAGAGAUUUAAUUUAGUUACAUAUGGUUAAUAAAUUGUCGUGCAACAAAUUGUUAUUCAAUUUAUCACAACUUUGUUCGAUGCCUGAUUACGGGGGUUCGCGUUGCUUGCUUCGUGACUCGGGGGGUACUUGACAGAAAAAAGGUUGAGAACCCCUGCCGCAGACGAUCUAUAUGUAACGCGUGUAAAAUAUUUCCGCUUUUAUGAUUUAAAUAGAAUAACAUAUAUAUUGUCUUAUUCACGUAACAAUUCGGACACGAUUGUUGACGAAGUAUGUUAGUUUCACCUCAAAGCAUCGCUUGGGUACUACUGCUUUCCACGUUAAUUCUUGUUAGUGUUGAAUGCGAGAAAAGAGAAUGUUCAGAUAAACUGGGCUAUUGUGCACAGAUCAAAGAAUAUUGCAAUUCGACAGAAUAUGUUGUGUUUUUGAAAGAAAAUUGUUUCAAAACAUGUUUUAAUUGCACAGAACUCGAUUGUGGAGAUUGUGAAGAUGGUUGCACCGAAAGUGAUAACGGUGAAAUUACUUGCACUUGUUAUCCAGGUUUCAAACUUUCUUCAGACGGAAAAUCAUGCCAAGAUAUAAAUGAAUGUUUGUUGUCACCAUGUCCCUCGAAUAAGAAGUGGUGCAAAAACUUUGAGGGAGGAUUCAGCUGUCAUCGUUCAUCAUGUUCUGAGAUUUCAAUUAAUUACUCUUCAAAAAUGCACAAUCCUAACGAAUGCUGCCAUAUUACACACGGCAAAUGCGGACAGGAUGGGUGGACGCGAUACCCCUCGUUACCACGAAGACCGAUAAACAAAUGGCCGUGGACGGCUGCACUUUACACCGGGAGAAAGUUAAAAUGUACAGGGGUUAUUAUUGAUAAAAAUUCGGUUGUGAUUCCCACGAGUUGCGUUCGAAAAGUGGUGAUCAAAUCGAAUCUGAAACAAUUACAAGUGAAAGUUGGAUUGAUGGGAUUCACGUCUACGCCAUAUUCUGUUCGACGAAAUGUAUUAAAAUUACACACAAUUUCUGGACAUAAAAGUGCCCCGGAUAAUGUUACUUUACUUCAACUCAACGAAAGCUUACCAUUUUCAAUGGACUUGAUACAUCCAGUUUGCACGUCUGGAGAAGAAAAUCCUUCUAUUGGCGAGACAUGCGUGGCUCUGGGAUUUGUAAAACGGGAUUCGUUUGAUGGUUUAUACGAUUCUUUAACCGAAAUACCACUGACAGUCACAAACAAUUCAGAGUGCAGAACACUUGCAGAUGACCACGAUUAUGGAAUCGAUGAAUACCAAGUAAAAAUAUGUGCUGGAAACCAGAAGUUGAAUAACAAAGAUUGCUUAGGAAGUAGCGGGGGAUUGUUGGUGUGCCAAAGCAAAUGUAGCUGUGACUGGUAUCUUGCUGGUGUGAAAUAUGAAGGAAAAGGCUGUGCUGGACCUCGACAAGGAUACACCUCGUUUUUGAACUUGAUAACGUUCCAAACAGCAAUUAAUAAUCUUAAGGAUGACAAGAAUUCUUCAGCUUAAUAUUAGGUCAAUAUUUCAUCGAUUUCUCAGAAAGAACAUUUCAGAAAGAUCAAUCCAUUUAAACGUGUUGGAUGAAACAAGAUCACAGCCAAUAUAUCAAUAUUUUCAAGUUGGCAACUUUAUUUUAUUCGAACCGUUUGUGUUAAUAAAAACAAGAUAUUGCUAUAAAACUGAUUAUCAUUUAUUUCUAAUAUAACAAAACACCAAUUGUGAUCCUU